AUGUUUGGUGUUAUUAAAUAUUAUAUUUUUACGUACAUAUCAGUACUCGUGUUACACGUAGAAAAAUGUAUAUCAGAACCACAGACCGCGUAUCUAGCGUUAUACAGUCCCGGCGAUACAGAUUACACGGAUGUACUGGUGCGUAGGGAACAUGAUAAUUUGACGUUGGUCUGUGAAAUGAGAGGAGACAUCACGCCCAGGGUGUUCGUGUGGAACUACGUAGGAGAUGGAAACAAUACUAGUUCUGGCAGGUCAUUCACCCCGGAGUCAACAGCUGCUGUCGGCAGUCGUAUAGAGAAGUUUGACCUUCAGCUAUCAGACAGCGGUCACUACAUAUGCUCGGCGCCGCCGUUCAGCGUGACCAAGUACAUUCUGGUGCAGCGACGCAGCCCGCAGUGCGCGCGGGGCGCGUUCUGGUGCGGACAUAGGUGCGUGCUGCCCACAUACGUGUGUGACGGCUGGCCGGACUGCGAGAGGGGGGAGGACGAAGCGCCGCCUAUGUGCGCUGAGAACCCGUGCGCUGCUCCAGAUAAGCUGAACUGCUCCCUCGGCCGCUGUAUCUCGGAGGCUGCGUGUUGUUCGUGGAGAGGAGGGGAGAGGGCGCUGUGUAGGCAGCCGUCCUGCUGCGACGAACAUCCCAAGUACUCACAGGAUGGUCUUAUAGAAGUUGAGUACCCUCCAUUGUAUGAAGAUAGACACGCGCCUGAUGAUUAUGGAUUCAUACAGUCCACAAUAUAUACAGUUACUGCCUGUGCGCUAAUCUUCAUGAUAGCUGUUGUGCUGCUUGUCUCCGCGCUGUGUAAGAUGCACAUGAAGAGGGCUGCGCUGAGGGGCUACGAACACGCGCACAGAGACGCGCGCGGAUAUACUGCUCGUUUCCCUCCCCGCUAUGAAGCCGCUCGUCUUAUGGAGUCUAGCGUCGCCGCUAGUCCCGUCCGUAGUCUACAUCUGGGUUCACCCACAGCUGGUCCCAGUAGCCCUCCAGGUCCGGCACCUUCCAGGGCGUUAGCUGCAUUAUCUGCUGCACUGUGUUCACGAUAUAGACAGGUGCCGACUCAGUGCUGCGAAGUUGAGAUGAGAGAUAUUACGAUGCCUCAAACAUCGGUCGCGUCUACUCCACAAGAGCGACCUUUGACCCUUCAACUAGGAAGAUUUAGCUUCAACAUACCAAGGUUUCGCAACGAAAGGCCAGACACUCCGGACAUAACAGAAAUAAAUAUAGAAGACCUAGAAUUCAUUAGGAUGCCAUCGAAUGAAACUUACACCCUCAAUGGCAGAACUAUCAGGCUAUUUGGUGGAAAUUUCCAAAACUACCCUCUAAUUAAUCGACCUCCGCCCUACAAUGAGGCGAUGAGACAUAAAUUCGGCCCGCCACCCGAAUAUUUAAGCCACGAAGUUUUAAACAACGAUAGUGAUGAAGAUAACAGUAAUAUAGAAAUGCCGCCGUGCUACGAAGAUCUGGCGAGCGGGCUCGGCACUAAUUAUCAGCCCGCCAAUGAAAAUGAUAGCCAUCUAUUCGACACGACAAGCCUAGUUAAUCAAGAAACAAAUUCACAUGAAACAUGCUUAAAUGAAUUACCAGUUAAUAUAAAUAAUAAUAGAGACGAUACAGCUUCUUACAUAUCAGUUAUAAACUCAAAUGUUAUAGAAAAUAACAAUAAUUUACCUGUCAUAGACAAUAUUGUCGAUAAUGUAGAAUCUAUAAGUACAGUCAUAGACAAUUUACCAGCCAUAGACGAUGUAAACGCAAACGAUUCUAUAUAUGGCGAGUGUUAA
Molecule: messenger RNA, 1776 nt
Organism: Danaus chrysippus (African queen)
Lineage: Eukaryota; Metazoa; Arthropoda; Insecta; Lepidoptera; Nymphalidae
Source: the annotation of a GenBank genome assembly